CAUUAUUAUCUGAUAAAGUCUUUUUGGGUCGACUCGACUCUGUUGCGAGUCGGGAGACACUACAGUGAUCGCGCGAGUCAAUUCGCACAUUGGGGUGACGCCUCUCGCCGUUCUUUUACCAGCUUAGAGGGUCGCAUGACUCAGCUUUCAAGUUUGCACAUUCCUUCAUCGGCCGACGAUUCCGUCUGAAAGGAAUCAGGGUAUAAAACAUGAAGCACUUCUGCAGAUCUCUUCCUACUCGACCGGGACCUCGCCUUCUUCGACUGACUUCAGAGUCUUCCUCAAAGUCUACAAUUCUUCACGCAGCUAGACCCUCGCCUGUGUUCACUGUCCCACACCAUCAUCGUCCCUUCACCAUGUCUGCCGACGUUCUAGCGCCUCAGGAAGUGGUCUACUCGACGAAUUCUGAUCGACCACCUAUGCCGUCAGAUGUGGCGACUGGAGAACAUACGGCCCAAAAGACCGACGCGUACCUUGACACCAAGCUCCUCGCGCCGGGAUACGGCGCCGACCAGGUCCUCGAGAAAUGUCGAAAGAGGGCUCAUGAAGCGGGGAUUCCUGAGAUCGCAGUGUCCCCUCAACAGGGACAAUUGUUGAGUAUCCUCGCGAAGAGUGUCGGAGCCAGCAAGAUUCUGGAAAUUGGAACUCUGUGGGGCUAUUCGACCGUCUUCCUCGCUCGAUCUCUGCCCAAGCACGGUCAGAUUGACACCCUUGAGAUUGACCCUCUUCACGCCAAGAUCUCCAACCAGACCUUCAUCGAUGCCGAUCUUUACCCCUUCCCCAAGAUUCACAUUGGUAAAGCUGUGGACACGUUGAAAGGGUUGAGCCCACCUGGAGAGGCAGAGGGUCUCAAGGAUGCCGGGUAUGACUUUGUCUUCAUUGACGCGGACAAGGGAAACAUCCCUGAAUACUUUCAACAAGCUCUCAGACUCUCUCGAAAGGGUGCUCUGAUUUUCAUCGACAAUGCCAUUCGAGGCGGAAGAAUCACCUCAGAGUACCGAAGUAACACCCACGAAGAUGCCAACAUUGCUGGACUGAGAAAGUUUUAUGAUUGGGCCGAAAAGGAUAAUGGCAAGACUGUAUUGUUGAGUGGGACGCAGACAGUCGGAGCGAAACAUUGGGAUGGAUUCGUCCUCGCUACCAAGCUGUAGCGAUAUCGCAACGUCUGAGCUGAAGGCCCCUUUCGAAGUCGCAAGCCUGCAACACAUGAUCAGCAGUCAGGGACGUCCCUGAGGAUCCCCAUCAAAAUCCCAGUUGAAGUCGCCGGAUUGGCCUUGCCAGAUGCGGUCAAAGCUACGCGCUUCGUCCCCUCUCAAAUUUGAUUUGCAUUUAGUGCAAAACCGUACGAGCCGCCAGUCAGCUGCACUUAAUGUGCGUGGGCUGCGAAUGAAUGUAUCUGGGAAUGCAUUCUCGAUGUGUCCU
Messenger RNA from Kockovaella imperatae, 1422 nucleotides. Its product is annotated as O-methyltransferase-domain-containing protein. Gene Ontology annotation, molecular function: O-methyltransferase activity; S-adenosylmethionine-dependent methyltransferase activity. Bases 210 to 1151 code for a protein of 313 amino acids. Lineage: Eukaryota; Fungi; Basidiomycota; Tremellomycetes; Tremellales; Cuniculitremaceae. The transcript has 6 exons. The record is from RefSeq and is a predicted model, not a curated record.